This is a messenger RNA of Pseudonaja textilis, 2192 nucleotides long. It is a transcript of the gene TMX4, whose product is annotated as thioredoxin related transmembrane protein 4. The record is from RefSeq and is a predicted model, not a curated record. Gene Ontology annotation, cellular component: endomembrane system. Lineage: Eukaryota; Metazoa; Chordata; Lepidosauria; Squamata; Elapidae. Gene Ontology annotation, molecular function: disulfide oxidoreductase activity.
GGUGGCGGCGGUUUAAUUUCCUAGUUGCUCAAGAUGGCGGCGGCCGUCUUUCCAAGGCGCUGCUGCAGCCGCUGGAGAAAAGAGAGGAUAAGUCCGCUGCAGGUGAUGCUGUGGGGAGCUGCCGGCCUGGCGUCCCUUCUUACGGUUGCGGCUUCCCUGAAGCCGGAGCCGGAGCCGGUGAGGAGCCACGUGGUGGAGCUGAGCGGGUCCAACUGGAGCCUCCUGCUGCAGGGCCAGUGGAUGGUGGAAUUCUAUGCUCCUUGGUGUCCUGUCUGUCAGCAAAUGGAAUUGGCGUGGGAAGCUUUUGCAAGAAACAGCAAGGAACUUGAACUCAGUGUGGGCAAGGUUGAUGUCACUCAAGAACCAGGUGUAAGUGGCCAUUUCUUAGUCACUACUCUUCCCACUAUUUACCAUGCAAAGGAUGGAGUUUUUCGCAGAUACCGUGGCUCGAAGACAUUGGAGGAUCUAGAGAGUUAUAUCCUGGAGAGAAAAUGGGAAAGUGUAGAACCUGUGGCAGGAUGGAAGUCUCCCACAUCUCUAAUGAUGUAUGGAAUGGCAGGACUCUUCCAUUUGUCUGGAUGGAUCAGACAAAUCCACAACUAUUUUACUGGCACUCUUGGGAUUCAUAUUUGGGUUUCUUAUGCCAUCUUCAUAUUAGCCACCCUUCUGAUUGGUCUUAUCUUGGCUUUGAUACUUGUUUUGCUUAUAGAUUGCAUGUGUCCAGCUAAGUCCAAAGAAGAAAGCUUUGAUUCUGUAGAUUCUGAUGAGAAUAAAACAGAAGAUCAACAGCAAUUGUUGGAGCUUUCAGCAGGGGGCAAAAUGCCAGAAGAGGGUUUGUCUGUUGGAGAAAACGAAGAAGAGGGAGAAGAGGAGUCUCAACCCAAUUCCUCAGAUGACUCCGCAGUUGAAGGAUGUGAGGGAGAAAAUGAUUCGGAGCCUUUUGAGUCUGACAAGUUAGAGGAGACCUCCUUAAGACAACGUAAAAAUCCGAUGGAGCCUGAACUAUAGUGAAAGUAAUUGAGAAUAUACUUUUAAAUGGACCAAAGAAGAUUGGGACCUUCAUUUUGCAGCUGAAGCCAAAUAUUUGACUUAUAAGCUGUUGCAGCUAAACAUAGGCUGACUGCCAGAAAGCAUCUGUUUUUAUUUUUAAGGUCAAUAUUUUGAAUGUAAAAUAUGACUAAUGUUGAAAUCAGAGACAUGACAAUCAAGCAACCAUGUUGAGUUCAGGGAUAGGUAAGAGGUUUUAUUGCAUCAGCCAUACCAUAAACUCUAUGAAGUGGUCAUUCUAUAUAACUGCAAAUUGUCUGUGUUGCAGAAUUAAGUAUAAAACAAGGAAAGUUUUUUUGAGGCUUGCUGGUACAAGUUAAUUCCAAAAUGUACAGUUGAAGACAAAAAUCUAGAGGACUGAAGGCAGCUUAAGACAGUGAUAAGGUUUUACUGUUUUAUGUGCUUGAACAGAUAACUCUUCAUAGCUCACAGAGGUCUUUGGCUCUAGUUACGUAAGGUAUUUCCUACAGGCUUCAGAGCUAUGAUGUGUGCUUCAGGGGAGAUCAUAGUAUAACAAGAACUAUGUUUACAAUAUAGUUUACAAGCUGCAAGGUUUUACUUUCAGCAUCCUUUCUUGAAAGACAGGAAAGGGUUUUUAAAUAUGGAUGUGGCUUUCGUACAACAAUCAGUUUCAUAUCCAUUGUCCCAAUAUUAAUCUGUCAAGUCAAUAUCUCAGGAUCUGAAUUGUUGUAUUUACUCAAUACUGCUUUAAUAUAACAUUGAUUCUUUUAUGCAUUACAAUUCAACUCACAAUCCAGGAGACACCUGAAAAAAUAUUGCAAAUUUCUUAAUGCAAACAGAAUGUCUGGAUGCAUAAAUUGAUUUUUAAUUUGUCCUCAAUAAUCAGAGUAUUUAUUCCGUCCCAUACUUAUCAAAGUUCUGUAUAGUAUAGAUAUGUGAAGUAAUCAUAUAAGUAUCAGUAUUCCCUUGUAAGGUUAUGUAAGUGUUGAAUGCAUUAUGAUGAAUUAAGUUUAUCAAAGAAGUGUUAUAGUUAUAGUGUUAUUCCCCUUUGUGUUUAGAGGCAAUUAUUUUCAGAGGUAUCCAGCAAAUUAAAAUGAAUGUCAGGAUCAUUGUUGAACAUGCUAUUCAACUUUUAGGUUGAGAGAUUUUUUAAGCCUAAGAAAUGAUAGGCUGAGACGAGAGUA